Molecule: messenger RNA, 3151 nt
Organism: Calidris pugnax (ruff)
Lineage: Eukaryota; Metazoa; Chordata; Aves; Charadriiformes; Scolopacidae
Product: pre-mRNA 3'-end-processing factor FIP1-like
Exons: 16
Coding region: 233-1921 (562 amino acids)
Cellular component (GO): mRNA cleavage and polyadenylation specificity factor complex
Molecular function (GO): RNA binding
Source: RefSeq, a predicted model, not a curated record
CCGCAGCCAAAGAAAGAGACAAUGGCGGCGCCUUAGCCCCGGCCUGGCCGCUGCCCGCCUCCCCGCCCCGCGCCGACCGCAGCGGAUGCGCGCCUCGCCUCAGGCCCCGGGGGGAGCCUAGCGGGGCCCCGGCCCCCGCCGCCGCCGCCGCUUCUCCUCCUUCUCCUCCUCCCGCUGCUGCAGCGGGCGCGGCAGCUCGGGGCGCCGCGCUCCCCUCAGCCCCGCGGCGGCCAUGGCCACCGAGCUGGAGCCGCCGGCGGCCGGAGCGGUGUCGGGCGCGGCGCCGCUGGAGGCGGAGGAGGAUGAGGAGCACUGGCUGUACGGGGAUGACACCACUGGUAAGCAAGAAGAUGGACCAAUUUCUGGACAUGCAGAAUCUUCUCAUCCUCUGCAAGAUGCUCCUCAGGAGAACCGGCCGGUCAGCAACGAAGACCGAGAGAUGUCACAACACGCCCUUCCAAGUGGUGAAGAUGAUGAAGAUGACAGUGAUAGCGACAGCGAUGACGACGACGUGAAAGUUACAAUCGGCAACAUCAAAACGGGAGCACCGUCCUACAUGGGAACUCCUAUGAAUCUAAACUUAAAAACGGGUAGAGGCUAUGGAGCGUCUGCUUCAGCCAAGUUGCAGCCCAAAGGUAUUGACUUAGAUGCCGCAGGGAAUAUAAAUGGAUUGCCUGUUAUAGAAGUGGAUUUAGAUUCAUUUGAAGACAAACCGUGGAGGAAACCAGGUGCUGAUCUUUCUGAUUACUUCAAUUAUGGAUUCAAUGAAGAAACAUGGAAAGCCUAUUGUGAAAAGCAGCGACGGCUUCAGCUGGGACUGGAUCCCGCGCCGCCCAUCAGCACUGAGAACAAGAUCACGGUUCAGCAAGGAAGAACAGGAAACGCUGAAAAAGAAGUGGAAAACAACAUCAUCAAAACAGAAUUCAAAACCGAUUUCUUGGCUCUGGUGGGAGGACGCAUGAAGGCUGGGCCUCCACCCAAUAGGAAGCUGGGUGGGACAAUUGAUGUGAUCGGUGGCCAGGCAGGCACAAUCAGGAGAGUAGAAGGAAGACGUCGCGAUAAGCACGCCUCUGAGGAAAACCCAAUUCAGGUCCUUGGAGACCACGGAAGUAAGCCACAACCCCCCCAGCAGCCCCAGCAGCCAUCACAGCCCCAACAGCCACCUCAACAGCAGCCGUUUGCACCACCAGCAGGCCCACCGCCUCCCCCGCUCGCUGGGCCACCUCCACCACACUUCCUCCACCCUCCUCCACCAGUUACUUCUGUUCCACCUCCCCUGCAUCCUCCAGGUCUGCCACCACCCGGUCCUAUUCCAGGACUGUUCCCGCCACCUCUGGCACCACCACCAGCUCUCCUCAUUCCAACCUUGGAUGGCCAGCCAGCCAGCUACAAUAACAGGCAGCCUCCUCCUUUUGGCUACAACUCUGCAGAUUCAGGUUUCAUCAGCUACCCACCCAUCUCCACGUCCCACACGCCCUGGGUGACGACGGUGGACAAAGGCACGAGCAGUUCCAGCAGCAGCCAUUGGGAAUACUCGGGCUCGAGGCGCGAGAGGGAGCGGGAUCGGGAGCGGGAUCGGGAGCGGGAGAGAGACAGAGACCGCACUCCCACCACCAGUGAAUACAACAAUGACGACGAGCGCUACCGCUACUACAGCCGGGAGCGCAGCUACGACUUCGAGCGGGACUAUCGCCGGAGCAGGGACCGCAGCAGGGAGCGGGAGGAUCGACACCGAGAGCGCAGGCACAGAGACAAGGAGGAGAGCAGCAAGCAUAAGUCCUCCAGGCGCAAACAGCACGAGAGCGAGGAGGGGGAGAGCCACCGGCGUCACAAGCACAAAAAGAACAAGCGAAGCAAAGAGGAGAAGGAGGCCAGCGAGGACGGUGCCCCGGAGGGAGAGGAGCAGGAUGCCAAGGAGUAACCUCCAGCAGCCCACGGGAGGAACUCACUCCUUUUGAGCCAGCGUGGCCAUGGGUGAUGGGUUUUUUUUGGGGGGGGAGGGGGAUUUUGUUUAUUUUUAUUUUUUCCAAGGGAAGAGAGGCUGACUCUGGGAGAGCAGUGAAGCAUGUGGCAGUGGUUUGAGAGAUGAAGCUGCACGUGCAGUUAAACUUCUUUUUUUUGGGGGGUUUGUUUUUUUUUUUUUGAUACGAGACAAACUACAGCAGUACUAGUAUCCACAGCACUGAGCUACUCAUACACAUCCCUAGGGAGAACUUUGUUGUAUCAGAUCCUAUGGUUUCUGAUGGAAGAUGGCUUCAGCUGAAACUAACGCAUUUAGGUAAUAGUUUUUGUCUAUUUUUUUUGUCAUCAUCAUUCCUUUUUUUGAGAAAUAGGACAGUAAGUGUGACUUGAAAUUUAUUGUCCAAAGAAAAGUGUGGUUUAGAUCCCGAGCGCCAGCUUAGAGCCUGGCUUCUAGUAGUGAAAAGUCUCAGCCCCAAAUAAAUUCCUGUAUAGCUACAAGAAAUAAUCUUCUGAUGCCUCGGUGGCCAGGCAGCAGCACGUGAGGAGGAACAGCUUUUCCUGGUGGGUCACGAGAUCCUGCUUUGGUCUGAGGGCUUUGAGGAGCCACCACGUGUGUUCACACAGGGUGUGCAGAGACUUCAAACAUAGCUUUUUUUUUUUAUCCAUCACAAAAAUAGUUGCGUUGUAUAUUCCUCCUCUAAGUGGGAAAUCAGUGGAAGACCCAUAGUAAGAGCAUGAGUUUCUCUUGAAUUAGUUUUGACUUAACUAUUUUAUUUUAUUAUUAUUUUUUUUUUUACUAAGAGUUGAGCUGAAUAAUCCAGCCCAGUAGAGAAUGUGAAGUCCCUUCUAGCAGUUUGCCCUCAUGGGGUUGGCUUAUUUCUACUUGGUUAUCACCGACACUCCUGUGCAAUGCAUUCCUUCCCCUUAGAGCUCACAAUAAAUUCAGUCAAAUUCCAGAGUUUGCUUGGACUUAGUGUCAGUUGGGGAGGGUGGCAACAGAGAUAUUUCCGGGUGGGAAGAGGGGAAAUCAUUUUGAGGGGUUUUGGUAUGUCUAGUCCUUCAGAUAUACUGCAUUUCUGUUUAUGUGAGCCCACAAGCAUCUCAUUUUUAAGUAUCUUCCACUACUUUGACUUGUUAUUUAAAACUGUCUUAAAUCUUUGCCCUAAAAUCAUAUGGUUCUGAGAUCUUA